AUGCGCAACCUGCUGACAGUCGUCGCGUCACUCGCGUCAUGGAGAACUUUCGCCCUGCUUUUGGCCCUCCUCAAUAUGAAAAACCUCCCAUUCUUUUGGCAUUUCCGCCUGUUAUACCACUUUGUGGGGAACCUGCGUCUCAAGCCCAAUGCUCCUUUCUUCCCCAAGGGCAAGGCUAUGGUGGAUGCACAGGGCAAGCCCACACAUCCGGUCUUUGUGUCGUGCGGAAUCACCUCGCGGACACCGUUGUUGGAGACCGAUUAUAAUUUGCACAAGUCCAACAGCACAUACUUCACGGACUUGGACGUGUCGCGUACGGCGCUAGUGACUCGUAUUUACAGUCCUGGGGUUGGAAUUGUCAGCAAAGAGCUGGACCAGGAAUUCCUGGAGGCUAGUAAGAAGGAAGGAAAGCGCGCGCCGAAGCGGAAGCCGAUUAUUAUUGUGCUUGGGUCUGUGUAUUGCAGCUUCAAGCGUGAGAUCAAGCCCUUUGAGCUGUAUGAGAUGCACUCGAAAGUUAUCUCCUGGGAUAAGAAGUGGAUGUACAUUCUCACAUGCUUUAUGCGACCUGCUAGCAAAGCUGGUGGUGAGAAGACGCUGUUGGCUACUGCCUUGAGCAAGUACGUUGUUAAGAAGGGCCGGCUGACCGUUGCUCCCGAGAGACUUCUGCGGGCGAGCGGUUUUAUUCCUGCGCCGCCUGUGGAAAGUCAGGAUCAAACUGCACUGGACUCGUCCGCUGAAGCUUCUGUCAUCGGAACACCGGCUAGCGGUGAUGAAGGUAUCAUGGCCACGGGCGUGGAUGGAUCCAUGGUGCAAGAGGUGCUCAAGAUGGGCGAUGAUCAGAUACCCGGUCGCGAAGUGCUCGAGGAGCAGAAGAAGUCCAACUCAGACUCUUGGAGCUCUGAAGAAUGGAGUUGGGCACGUAUCGAGAAAGAGAGGCUCCGGGGAUUGGCUGUUGUGGAGGGAUAUAUCAACCUGGAUGACAAACUUCACCAAGAGUGGGCUCAAUAG
This is a messenger RNA of Penicillium atrosanguineum, 1008 nucleotides long. Its product is annotated as acyl-CoA thioesterase. NCBI's taxonomy places the organism in Eukaryota, Fungi, Ascomycota, Eurotiomycetes, Eurotiales, Aspergillaceae. The transcript has 2 exons. The record is from RefSeq and is a predicted model, not a curated record. The coding region runs from base 1 to 1008 and encodes 335 amino acids.